AUCCCUAGGGUGCGUGUGGGGAGCCCCCAAGUCUCUGGGGUACAUGGGAAGCCCCCAAAUCCCUAGGGUGCGUGUGGGGAGCCCCCAAGUCUCUGGGGUACAUGGGAAGCCCCCAAAUCCCUAGGGUGCGUGUGGGGAGCCCCCAAGUCUCUGGGGUACAUGGGAAGCCCCCAAAUCCCUAGGGUGCGUGUGGGGAGCCCCCAAGUCUCUGGGGUACAUGGGAAGCCCCCAAAUCCCUAGGGUGCGUGUGGGGAGCCCCCAAGUCUCUGGGGUACAUGGGAAGCCCCCAAAUCCCUAGGGUGCGUGUGGGGAGCCCCCAAGUCUCUGGGGUACAUGGGAAGCCCCCAAAUCCCUAGGGUGCGUGUGGGGAGCCCCCAAGUCUCUGGGGUACAUGGGAAGCCCCCAAAUCCCUAGGGUGCGUGUGGGGAGCCCCCAAGUCUCUGGGGUACAUGGGAAGCCCCCAAAUCCCUAGGGUGCGUGUGGGGAGCCCCCAAGUCUCUGGGGUACAUGGGAAGCCCCCAAAUCCCUAGGGUGCGUGUGGGGAGCCCCCAAGUCUCUGGGGUACAUGGGAAGCCCCCAAAUCCCUAGGGUGCGUGUGGGGAGCCCCCAAGUCUCUGGGGUACAUGGGAAGCCCCCAAAUCCCUAGGGUGCGUGUGGGGAGCCCCCAAGUCUCUGGGGUACAUGGGAAGCCCCCAAAUCCCUAGGGUGCGUGUGGGGAGCCCCCAAGUCUCUGGGGUACAUGGGAAGCCCCCAAAUCCCUAGGGUGCGUGUGGGGAGCCCCCAAGUCUCUGGGGUACAUGGGAAGCCCCCAAAUCCCUAGGGUGCGUGUGGGGAGCCCCCAAGUCUCUGGGGUACAUGGGAAGCCCCCAAAUCCCUAGGGUGCGUGUGGGGAGCCCCCAAGUCUCUGGGGUACAUGGGAAGCCCCCAAAUCCCUAGGGUGCGUGUGGGGAGCCCCCAAGUCUCUGGGGUACAUGGGAAGCCCCCAAAUCCCUAGGGUGCGUGUGGGGAGCCCCCAAGUCUCUGGGGUACAUGGGAAGCCCCCAAAUCCCUAGGGUGCGUGUGGGGAGCCCCCAAGUCUCUGGGGUACAUGGGAAGCCCCCAAAUCCCUAGGGUGCGUGUGGGGAGCCCCCAAGUCUCUGGGGUACAUGGGAAGCCCCCAAAUCCCUAGGGUGCGUGUGGGGAGCCCCCAAGUCUCUGGGGUACAUGGGAAGCCCCCAAAUCCCUAGGGUGCGUGUGGGGAGCCCCCAAGUCUCUGGGGUACAUGGGAAGCCCCCAAAUCCCUAGGGUGCGUGUGGGGAGCCCCCAAGUCUCUGGGGUACAUGGGAAGCCCCCAAAUCCCUAGGGUGCGUGUGGGGAGCCCCCAAGUCUCUGGGGUACAUGGGAAGCCCCCAAAUCCCUAGGGUGCGUGUGGGGAGCCCCCAAGUCUCUGGGGUACAUGGGAAGCCCCCAAAUCCCUAGGGUGCGUGUGGGGAGCCCCCAAGUCUCUGGGGUACAUGGGAAGCCCCCAAAUCCCUAGGGUGCGUGUGGGGAGCCCCCAAGUCUCUGGGGUACAUGGGAAGCCCCCAAAUCCCUAGGGUGCGUGUGGGGAGCCCCCAAGUCUCUGGGGUACAUGGGAAGCCCCCAAAUCCCUAGGGUGCGUGUGGGGAGCCCCCAAGUCUCUGGGGUACAUGGGAAGCCCCCAAGUCUCUGUGGUGCGUGUGGGGAGCCCCCAAGUCUCUGGGGUACAUGGGGAGCUGUGAGGAAUCCCCAAAAUCUCGGAGGUUCCACUUUCAAAAUGCCAUUACUUGAAAAACAGGAAAAUGGUGAGCAGGUGCUGAUGAAAAAUGAAACCUAUUUGCAAAUCUUGAAAAAUAAGGAUCAGAGAAAGAGACUUGUCCAUGAAAUCUGUUCCUUUUUAGACAGCAGUCAGUCUAUCCAAGAAAUUGAUGCUUUAAGGACAGAAAAUAGAAAGCUAAAAAAUGCAAACUCAAGGCUGCGUUAUAAAACCAAAGAUUGGGCAUUAAAGAAAGAAGAAUAUGAAAAUGAGAUAGAGAGACUUUCUGGCGAGAUAUCUAAUUAUUUAAAUGUCACCAAUUUCUGGUAUGAAGAGUCAGAGCUUUUGAAUGGCCCAGAUAAGACAGCACCGAGGGAACUGACCAAACAUGUGAGGACUGUUGCAACUCAGACUGGAGAAGAUAGCUCAAGCUGCAUAGUUGAAGAGCCCUUGGCCCAGGAUGAGUCUCAAUGGUAGAAGAGCAAUUUGACUUUAAUAUGUCUGGCCGCUGCACAACAUAUUUGACAUUAUUUCACAUUUAACUCUUACUGAACAAAUUAUUCAAAUAUAGAUAUUUAUAUUAAAAAUAAAGGUGUUCUAAUCCCA
Pelodiscus sinensis (Chinese soft-shelled turtle) is the source of this 2359-nucleotide messenger RNA. NCBI's taxonomy places the organism in Eukaryota, Metazoa, Chordata, Testudines, Trionychidae. The record is from RefSeq and is a predicted model, not a curated record.